This is a messenger RNA of Naegleria gruberi, 923 nucleotides long. RefSeq names its product rab family small GTPase. The transcript is spliced from 3 exons. Bases 197 to 838 code for a protein of 213 amino acids. Gene Ontology annotation, molecular function: GTPase activity; GTP binding. The record is from RefSeq and is a predicted model, not a curated record. NCBI's taxonomy places the organism in Eukaryota, Heterolobosea, Eutetramitea, Acrasida, Naegleriidae.
CAAACCGCUACUACCUCUGCGAGUUUCAUAGUGAAAAAUCGUCUCAGGAUUGGCAUUGAUUAUUUUCUUCUUCAUCAUUUAACCCAUCCCUCCUCCUUUCGAAAUAGUAAAUUGGUCGUCAUUGAAUCGUCGCCUAUUAUUAUAUUCCUCUAUUCAACUGUAAAAAAUCUAAAAUUAAAUUAACCACUAUUAUAAAAUGUCUAGCGACAGUGUAAAUCCUAAUGCCAAGUCGGUUCCUUUCAAACUCGUUUUACUUGGGGAAAGUUCUGUUGGUAAAUCAUCCCUCGUUCUCAGAUUUGUAAGAGGACAAUUCUUUGAAUAUCAAGAAAGUACGAUUGGUGCUGCUUUUUUGACUCAAACAGUCCCUUUGGGCGACACUAUUGUCAAGUUCGAAAUUUGGGAUACUGCCGGACAAGAACGUUACAAAUCUUUAGCACCAAUGUACUAUAGAGGAGCUGCUGCAGCAAUUGUUGUGUACGAUAUAACUAGUGCUGAUUCUUUCCAACGUGCUAAGAAUUGGGUUAAAGAACUUCAAAGACAAGGAACAACAAAUAUUGUGAUUGCUCUUGCUGGUAACAAAGUAGAUCUUGAAGAUAAACGUCAAGUGGAAUCAGCAGAAGCUAAAUCUUAUGCCGAAGAUAAUGGAUUAUUAUUUAUGGAAACAUCUGCGAAGGCAGCCACUAAUGUUAAUGAACUCUUUGUAGCCAUUGCACGUAAAUUACCUUCAAAGGAAACUGAUAAUAAUAAUAAUGUAAAUUCAGAUCUUACUCCAGCCAUCAUUCCUAAACCAGGCGACCAACCACCAGAACGAAAACAAAAAGGAGGAUGUUGUAAUUAAAUCAUUAAUUGGAAUUCGAGAAUCUAAUAAUAAUAUAUUUAUUGUAAAAACUGUUUGUACAAUUAAAAUAACAAUUUUUUAUUUG